Molecule: messenger RNA, 1598 nt
Organism: Apis dorsata (giant honeybee)
Lineage: Eukaryota; Metazoa; Arthropoda; Insecta; Hymenoptera; Apidae
Exons: 2
Coding region: 1066-1434 (122 amino acids)
Source: RefSeq, a predicted model, not a curated record
CAGCGUCGCCCCACCACAUCCAGUCGUACUGCGAAUGCCACGCUGUGUGCUUCGUAUUCGCGGUAUUUCGGUACUUUUCGUUCGUUUCAAUAAAUCGAGCCUCGUUGUGUUUAACGCGUAAUCAUCGAUGAAAUACGCGUCGAACGAAUCGUCGUUAGAUUGACUCGAUAUCCCAGGAAAUCCGAGAUUCCUUGUUGCUUCGAUGGUAAUAGUUUUUCGACGAUUAGUUCUGCCACUGUUUAUCGGUUUCGUUUCUCACGUUCUCUAAAUGUAAGCGUGUGCCACGAGACGUUCGAAGGGCAAAUACCGAUGAUCGAGGUAAUCGUAUCUUUUUCGCCGUUAACGAUAAUCUCGAAUUAAGGAGAGUGUGGAAAGUGCGCAAAGCCGAAGGAAUCGCGAUGCGACAGCGCCGGGUGAUGCUCCAUUUGCACCGGCAACGGCAACAGAAAGGACAAGACGUUCGAAGAGCAAGAUAGACGGAAAUAGAAGGUUUCUAAAGGAACAAGUUGGCUCGUGGUUAGAUAGGAUCGUGGUUAAUUCCGAAACAGUCGGGUAGGGGGACGCUGUCAUUGCUGUUUGAACAUUUAAAACUAGCGCGCGUUUUAGCGGAACACUCGUGUUCUGAUUGGUGGCACCGUUUGUUGUUUACCAACGUCAGUGUGCGGUCAAACUGGGAACCUCGAUUGCUUUAAGGAGAGAGGGAGGGAUAAAAAAGGAGAGAAAGAGCCACGAGCGCGUUCCUUGAAGGUAAUAGAGAGAUAGAAAGAGAGAGAGUGUACAGGAGAACGCGUGCUCUCGUGCGAGGUAAAAGAAGAAGAAGAAGAAGGAACGAGUCUAAGAAAGAGAGGUAAGCAAUAACGGGCAAGUGGGCGCACGAGAUGCAUUCCAGAUGGACGAUGACGCCGCACAGUCUGUAAGACUCGCGUGGUUUCUCCAUUGUAUCGCGUUUAUCCGUGAUUGCCGUGUCAGGACGUAUCGACGAUCUUUGGGUGGGUUAUGACGCGCGCUUAACGCGUUGCGUGUGCACGAAUAGAAGCGAGAGCGUGUGUCGAUCCUGUGUACAACAUGGAGUCCGACACGGCGACCGACUGGUCGUCGCCGAGAAAAGGCUCCCUCGAGACAUCGAUGCCAAGGAAAUUCCGCAAGGAUUCCUGUCGAACCGAGGGUGCAACACUCAAUUGGGCGAUGUGCGCCCUCUGUAUUACCAGCUUGGCCGUGUCCGGUCUACUGAUGUACAGGGAACUGGGAUUGGAGUCGAGGAUCGCCAAUUUGGAAACUCGUUGUCAGCUUCAAGAAACGCCGGACGUUCUUAUCCAGAGGCUGAAGAGGGAAGUUCAGGAACAGUUGGAGGUGCAGCGGUCUGCGUUGGAGACGAGCGUGUUUCGGAUCAAACGAGACGUUUCGGAGUGCAACUGUCCACCAGGUAAGCAAUAAAAAGAAACCGAAUAUGGAUUAUGGAUAAUCAACAAUCUAUCGUUGGAAGAUUCAUCAAAGGUUUUAAAUAUUUAUAUUAAUAUUCUUUCUUCUAAAAUUUUAAUUUUUGCUAACGAUAAAAAUUUAUUUUUAUUCAAUUUAAUAUUAAUUUCUAAAUAAAUCUU